CAAAACCAAAAAUGGGUCUGUGCCUUUUUUAAAAUUUUCAAUUCAAGGUUCCAUCUUUUCUUGUUGGUUUGUGAGAGAGAGAAAGAGAGAGAGAGAUGAAGCUGCACAUGCACGAUCAACGUGCUCCUCCCCAGUUGGUUGCAAUUUUAAACACAUAAAAAUAUGAAGUGAAGCUUGAGAGACAGAGCUAAUUAAGCAGGCAACAAAACACCUUCAUCAUUCUUGGGCUUGAGUCAGGGAGGAUCGCCCGAAUCGAUGAUUCGCUGGGAUUUCCCAUUAAUUGCUGCCGGCGCAUGAAUGUGCUCGGUCAAUGAUAGCCUCCUUUAUCAGAUCAGAGUGUGAGUGAGAGGGUGCUCUUGCUUUGCUCUUGCUUUUACUUAACGAUCAGCAAGAUGCGGCAUUUCUCAUUCUUGAAAGUUCGCGUCUUCAACUCUGCUGCUGGAGCGAGAGCUGCCGGGAUUGCCGAAUCCUUCUGUUCCGCUCCGUCUUGGUGAGCUGAAUCAACUACCCAUCAUGCCAAACGGUUAGAUCCGGCGAAUUCGUCAUCGGGAUUUCGAGCAUGAGAAGCCUCGGUCAACGCCCUCUCCCUCAUGCUCUCGCGCUCGUGAUCCCUUGCUUUCUCUGCAUCAUAUGCGGGGUGUCGCCGGUGACUGAGAAGGAGAUCUUGCUCCAAUUUAAGGGCAACAUCACGGCGGACCCGUACGACUUCUUGGCCACUUGGGUCCCCAGCGCUAAUGCCUGCGAUUUCGGGGGCGUUACUUGCAAUGCAGAUGGGUACGUGGAGAGGAUAGUCCUGUGGAACACCAGCCUCGCAGGUGUGUUGUCUCCUGCUCUAUCUGGUUUGACGUCAUUGAGGAUUUUGACAUUGUUUGGGAAUCGCUUCUCUGGGAACAUCCCAGAAGAGUAUGAGCUUCUUGAGUCAUUGUGGAAGAUCAAUUUCAGCUCUAAUGCUUUGUCUGGCUUAAUACCAGAGUUUCUAGGUAGCUUGCCAAAUAUUAGGUUUCUUGAUUUGUCCAAAAAUGGUUACAAUGGAGAGAUUCCAGUUGCUUUGUUCACUUAUUGUUACAAGACCCGAUUUGUUUCUCUGUCUCAUAAUACUCUUUCUGGCUCGAUACCCGAGUCAAUCGCGAACUGCUUGAAUCUUGAGGGAUUCGAUUUUUCUCACAACAAUCUUAGGGGAGGAAUUCCUUCCCAAAUUUGCAAUAUUCCGAGCUUAAAUUUCGUGUCUGUGAGUGACAAUGGUCUGACUGGGAGUGUGCAAGAGCAGAUAUCACAAUGCCAGAGUUUGAAUCAUUUGGAUCUUGGCAGCAACAACUUUACUGGGUCAGCUCCUUUCGGGGUUCUCGAGUUGAAGAACAUUUCUCACUUUAACAUAUCGCACAAUGCUUUUGAUAUGGAGAUUCCUAACAUUACAUCAUGCGGUGAAAACCUAGAGAUCUUGGAUGCCUCAGGGAACUACUUGGGCGGUGACAUAUCUUUGAGCAUUGCCAAAUGCAGCAGCUUGAGGGUUUUGGACCUGGGGUCCAACAGGUUGAGCGGUGGUGUUCCGACUGAACUUGGCAGUCUAAAGAACCUUUUAGAGAUUAGAUUGGGCAAUAAUCUGCUAGAUGGAACAAUCCCUGUGGAGAUUGGAGGCAUUGAGCCACUACAGAUCUUGGACUUGCAGAAUCUCAACCUCGUUGGUGAAAUACCCACGAGCAUAAGCAAUUGUCGAUUCCUUCUUGAGCUGGAUCUUUCUGGUAAUGCAUUGGAUGGUGAAAUCCCUCAAAAUCUAUACAACAUGACGUACCUGAAAGUUCUUGAUCUUCAUCAAAACAAAAUAGAUGGAAGCAUUCCACCAACACUGGGGAACAUCUCGAGACUCCAGAUUCUCGAUCUGUCAAAUAAUUCGCUUUCUGGAUCCAUACCCACGUCCCUUGGGAAUCUGGCAAAUUUAACACACUUCAAUGUCUCCUUCAACCACCUCUCUGGUGUCAUCCCUGCUAGCACAAUCCUCCAGGCAUUUGGUCCAUCUGCAUUUUCCAACAAUCCAGGGCUCUGCGGGGCCCCUUUGGAAACGAGUUGCUCAGUUACCCCUGCUCCACGAGAGACAAAAAAGAUAACUGCUUCAGUGAUUGUGGCUAUUGUUGCAGCUGCCGUGAUCCUUACUGGUGUCUGUGUGGUUACCGUAAUGAACAUCCGGGCUCGACAAAGAAAAACAGAUGGUGAGGUGGAAAUUGUUGAGAGCACUCCGUUAGGUUCGACUGAUUCGAAUGUGAUAAUCGGAAAGUUGGUUUUGUUUAGCAAAAGUCUGCCGUCAAAGUAUGAAGACUGGGAGGCAGGGACCAAGGCUUUGCUUGACAAGGACUGUCUGAUUGGUGGCGGCUCGAUUGGCACAGUUUAUAGGAGUGAUUUUGAAGGUGGGGUCUCUAUUGCGGUCAAGAAGCUUGAGACACUAGGGAGGAUUAGGAACCAAGAUGAAUUUGAGCAAGAAAUUGGACGCCUGGGGAAUCUGCGGCACCCUAAUUUGGUUGCUUUGCAAGGAUACUACUGGUCGUCGACGAUGCACUUAAUCUUGACCGAGUUUAUAGUCAAGGGGAAUCUGUAUGACAAUUUACACGAGUUUUCUUAUGCUGGAACGAGCACAGGCGGUGGUAACCCUGAAUUGUAUUGGUCUAGAAGGUUCGGGAUUGCCCUUGGUACAGCGAGAGCUCUAGCUUACCUUCACCAUGAUUGCCGGCCACCUAUUCUUCACCUCAACAUAAAAUCACGAAACAUAUUAUUAGACGAUAGAUACGAGGCCAAAUUGUCCGAUUAUGGUUUGGGGAAACUGCUUCCCAUUUUGGAUAAUUACGGUCUGACUAAAUCCCACAAUGCAGUUGGGUAUGUGGCGCCUGAGUUGGCUCAGAGUUUGAGGGCGAGCGAGAAAUGUGAUGUUUAUAGCUUUGGAGUGAUUCUUUUGGAGCUGGUGACGGGCCGGAAACCGGUCGAGAGACCAGUGGCAAAUGAGGUGGUCGUUCUCUGUGAAUACGUGCGACAGUUACUGGACAGAGGAACUGCCUCAGAUUGCUUCGACAGGAAUUUGAGAGGACUUGUGGAGAACGAGCUGAUACAGGUGAUGAAGUUGGGUUUAAUUUGUACAUCUGAGACUCCGAUGCGAAGGCCGAGCAUGGCUGAAGUUGUUCAGGUUCUUGAGUCUAUUAGGUCUGGACCUGAAUCCUAGUGAUGCAACUUGUCCUGACGGUGGGAUUCAUUUUGGGGGCUUUUCCGAGUACAGACAUGGUAGUGCAUAGCCUAGCCAAGAGGGUUUUUUUGUUUGUGCAGACGAAACAUGGGGUUGGGAAUUGUUUACAGAGAAUUCAAUGGAACAGAACAAGAAAAUUCUUUUGUAUUCUUUCUAGAUCAUCAGUCCGAAAAUGUUCAUUGACCCUUGUAAUUUUCUGAAAAUAAAAUCAUUCUUUCUUUUCCCA
This is a messenger RNA of Eucalyptus grandis, 3449 nucleotides long. Its product is annotated as probable LRR receptor-like serine/threonine-protein kinase At1g12460. Bases 560 to 3202 code for a protein of 880 amino acids. Gene Ontology annotation, molecular function: protein kinase activity; ATP binding; protein binding. The record is from RefSeq and is a predicted model, not a curated record. The transcript has 3 exons. Gene Ontology annotation, biological process: protein phosphorylation. Lineage: Eukaryota; Viridiplantae; Streptophyta; Magnoliopsida; Myrtales; Myrtaceae.